Messenger RNA from Limulus polyphemus (Atlantic horseshoe crab), 2203 nucleotides. Its product is annotated as bone morphogenetic protein 3-like. Bases 251 to 1753 code for a protein of 500 amino acids. NCBI's taxonomy places the organism in Eukaryota, Metazoa, Arthropoda, Merostomata, Xiphosura, Limulidae. The record is from RefSeq and is a predicted model, not a curated record. Gene Ontology annotation, biological process: BMP signaling pathway; SMAD protein signal transduction. Gene Ontology annotation, molecular function: cytokine activity; growth factor activity. The transcript has 3 exons. Gene Ontology annotation, cellular component: extracellular region.
ACAUCCUAGUACUAUAUUUUUAUAUCAACGGACUUGGUUGAUUGGCUAUCUAUGGGAUUUGUCUUUAUUCCAGAUGCUCACCUGAAUAUGCUUAGCAACAAGUCUAGUUAUCUGCUUGUGUUUACCUCGUCAGCUUGUACGGGUUGAUAUUUGUAAGAGAGAUAAAACCGUUUUGUGUAACAAAAGUCGGUGAAAGGAAUUAAUAAUUGUUGCCUUCAUAAUAUUUUUAAGUGAAGUCGGGCAAAACGCCAUGAUAAACCUUAACUUACUUUCUACAAGUACUAGUCAAUUAAAGACGACUUUUUCAAUGUGCGCUCUAGCCUACUUAUUGCUUGUGGGGUUGAUUGUAUCCACCAGAAGCGUGGCAUCUCUACAAAGUAAGAGUAGAAAAGACAUGCUCUUGCAGGAUGCCUUGAGGUCUCUCCUGGAUGUUGAAACUUCUUUAAGCACUGAGUCCAAGAAGAUGACUAACAGUCCUCACUCAUAUCCUUCUCCUCCUGAAUAUAUGCUGGAACUAUAUGCUCGAUACCAGUCUGGGCAGGAUCCCAGUGCCGACAAGCGUGGGGACACAGUGCGAAGUAUUGUACCGAAGAAAGGAAAGCUGGAAAAAAAGAACAUUCUCGUUUUUAACUUAACAGGAAUUCGUACCACUGAACGUAUCAUCAGUAGCGAGCUCCAUCUAUUGAGAAGACGAAGGAUUAAAGGCAGCAAACGGCGAAGGAAGCAAGCUAUCGGAUUUGAGAUUCAUCUCUUGGACUUCAGGACAGUAGCAACUUCUGUUCUCCAGAAAAUGGAUAUGAGUCGUCAUGGUAACGGAUGGCAAACUUAUAAUGUCACCAAGGGAGUCACAGCAUGUCGUAAUGCAAAGUCUGAUGGGAAUUGUAUUUUCGCUGCAAAGCUUAAAGUACAUCGAAGCAAUGGGAAGUACAAGUCUUUGGAUUUUUUGAGAGUGUUACGAAAAGGUUCGACACCAUUCCUCAUCAUAUUUUCUGAAAAUGAAAAAAAGAAGGAAGCUUUCAAAGAUUUAGGAGGACGAUAUUUGCGUAAAGAAAACUGGAAAAUGAAUAGUUUUCCCUCAUUUUUAAACUGGGAAGAUCACGAAAAAUAUGAAAACAUAAACCAUUUCAAUCGUUCCAGAAGAUCUAUAUGGGAUAAUGAAAUUCCGAGCGAUGUGAUCUAUACUAAUCAGAUUAAAGAUCCCAAGUCCAAUGCUUUUCAUUUCCACAAAGGCAACGAGAAACAAAAACCAGGCCUUAUUCCAUAUCCUGAGGAAUCCCAUUAUUGGAAAUCAUUUGGAAAAUCUAGAAAUAUCAGACGAAAAAACAAGAGAAAACGUAAAAGAAAAAAUAGAAUAUUACCGCAGUUUUUCCAGCCAAAUAAUGAACCAUCAUACGAAAACGACGCCUCUCGUUACAAUACCUAUGGAACUUACUCACAGCUAUGCCAAAGACGAAAACUAACAGUAAAUUUUGCAGAUAUUGGAUGGAGUAGGUGGAUAAUUGCGCCCACUUCCCUCGAGACCAAUUAUUGUGUUGGGCUUUGUCCGUUUCCAUUAACGAAGGAAUUUCGGCCUUCCAACCACGCUUUGAUUCAAAGUAUCGUGAACGCCAUAGGCCUCAACCCGGAUGUUCCCGCUCCUUGUUGUGUCCCGGAUUCCUUAACUUCUGUUACUCUACUCUAUUUUGACGAAGAUGAAAAUGUCAUAUUGAAAAAUUAUCCCAACAUGUCCGUACAAAAUUGUGCAUGUCGUUGAGAGUGGCUCCAUCUGACGAACGGUUUGGUGUUUAUCUCGUCGUCCAUCAAGUGUGUUUCAAAAAUAAAAUCUAACUGGUUUAUUCUGAAUAAGAAGCAGAAAAAAUCUAAUCAAAACAAAUAAAUAUACUUUAUUCUUAAAAAGUUAGAACAACUAAUGAUAUCUUCAACUUUUGUUUGUGCAUGUAAUGUUUAUAAAGAGAUUAUGGUUACGUCACAAUGACAUCACAAAAUCUUACUAAUCGUACAAAGACAUAUUAAACAUUAUAAUGUUUAAUACUUAACUCAAAUCAUAAUUAAAGUUAAUGAUACUUAGAAUUUAAUUCAAAAUUUUGAAGGACGAAUACUGUAAGAAUUCCAAGUUCUGACCGAACGCCUUGAUGUGUAAUAUUUAUAAUUGAAUAACUUGAUUUGUAAUUCUUAAUUAAGAGUUUUAAUUAAACAAGAAAUU